Molecule: messenger RNA, 1575 nt
Organism: Heterotrigona itama
Lineage: Eukaryota; Metazoa; Arthropoda; Insecta; Hymenoptera; Apidae
Source: the annotation of a GenBank genome assembly
UCAGGGACGUUUGCGGUAGCCUUCGUCGUAGGUCGAUGCCGACGCUUCGAGGUCGAAGGUAGCCAAGCGAUUCGAGUUGCUGAUUCAACGAACGUCGGCCGACGUUCUCUGCAGUUUGUUCUUCUUUCUCCUAGUCUGGAACAAGAGAGGCACCUGCUGCGGCGCAAGCUAGAGGAAGCGAGGAGCGAGAACGAGGCGAGAACGUUGGAGCUUCAGGCGGACGUGGAGACGCUGAGGAGCCAGUUGGAGGAGCAAAAUGACCGAGCUAGAAGAGCGGAACGGGAUCAGGCGACUCUCGUCGCGGAGCUCACCGCGCAGAACACGAGGCUGGCCGAUCAGCUGAGGGAGGCCGCGAAGCAGGAAGAGCAGCUGCUCAUCGAGGUCAAGGUGCUCAGGGAAAAGUGUGCCCUCAGAAGUACCACGCUCCAGGAUCACGUCAGUAGCCUGGAGGUUCUCAGGGACGAGGUACAGCUGGUGUCUGCGCAAAGAACAGAAUUAGAGAGGAGGUCCUUGGAGCUGAGGGAAGAGAGGGCGAGGGCGAUGGCGGCUCUCGAAGAAGCGGAGGAUAGAGCCGCGGCCUUGGAGCGGCUCAGCCACGAGGCGGAACACCGGGCGAAACUGGCUGAACGUGAGAGGGACGAGCUGGCGGCGACAUUGGCGCUCAUCGAGGUGGAAAGGAGAGGUAGAUCCGGCUCGAUACAGAAACCACCGAGGUCGCUGCAGGCGGAGAUGGAGUGCGAGGAGAGCGGAAGCUCGCUGGGCGAUCAGGAGGAUCUGCGUGCAGAGGUGGCGAGGGCGGUGAAGCGGUUGAAGGAGCUGUGCGUCCAUUUGAGACGGGGGGAGGACGACUCGGGUUUGCAGAGCGACUGCGACGAGUCGAUGCUCGUGAUCGUGAACAACACCGCGGAAGCGGAGGAGGCGAACACCAACGGGCAGGAUACUCUUGCCAGCUCGGCCAGUUGUCCCGGCGCUUUGUUGGAACUGGUGGAGGAGGUAUACAACUUGGCUCUUUCCGGCAGAGGGGCACCAGGAGAGCUCGGUUUGGCCGUGGAACUUCACAGGGUGCGCGAAGAGCUCGAGAACACGAAGGAACAACAAAAGCAGACGCAAGAGGAGCUGAAAAGGCGCGGAGAGGCUCUGCUCGACAUGACGAGCAAACUUAGCGUCAGCGAGGCCGAACUGCGCGGCGUUAAGGAGGAACGCGACAGAGCUCGGGACGAUAUGGAACAUUCGCAGUUGACCAAGGACGAGAUAUUGGCCCAGGCUUACAAAGUCAGGGACCAAGCGGUGGCUAGGAAAAACAGGGCGGAAGUGGAGCUAGCUAAAACGAGGAUAGAUGUUCUUCAAGCCAAUAGCCAGCUGAUGGAGGCUAUUCAACAGAAGAUCGAACUUAGCCAACAGUUGGAACAGUGGCAAAUGGACGUGCAGUCCCUCGUGGAUGAACAUGUUCGGAGCAAGUUGAUGCCUGUCACGAGCUCCAUCACCGCGGCGAACACUGAGAAUUCGGAAAUCGCGGCUCCAGCGAGAAAGAAGAGGAGCACUGGCUCGUCGAAGAAAAUGUUCGGUCUGUUUUGA